Effrenium voratum is the source of this 1233-nucleotide messenger RNA. The record is from the annotation of a GenBank genome assembly. Lineage: Eukaryota; Dinophyceae; Suessiales; Symbiodiniaceae.
AUGGAUGAGCCGAUCCCGGAUCGCUUGGUGGACAUGCUGAGGAGGGCAGCGGACUUUGAGCAGCAAUCAUUGGAGCGAAGUACAAGCUCCAGGCGCUCGCGCUUCACCCAGUCCUGCCAGUCCUUUCGGACCAGGACCAGUGUAGCGUCCUCCAGGCUCUCGCGGGCGGUGUCAUUGAGGCAGCAGACCAACCGAGUUCUGGCAACUCGUGUCCGGCAAAGUCCCGGCUCCCCGAAGAACGGCAAGAAUCGCUUUGGCCAGAUGGCAAGAACUACAUCGGAUGUUUUCCGACUUCCGGAGAUUCCAGGUGCAGGAGAUAAGGAGCAGGGAGUCGAUGCUUCCAAAGUGGCUCCAAAAGGUGCCGCGAAGCCAAAGUCCCGGCUGAAGAAGAGAAGAGACAGCGGACCACAGGACGUUUCCAUAGAAGCUGCUCAAGCUUUCUGGAACUUGACGACUGCAACAGAGGCGCGUCAAGAGAAGCAGAAGCGAAGCGGAGCUGGUCGUCACGGAAGCACUGGCGCCAAGGACACAUCAGAUGGGACCGCGGACCGCUAUAGAGGCUCUCCAUCUGGGCCUGGUGUUCCUGAGCUGUCACGCCGCCUGGGCAUGCCGCAACAAGUGGCCAAAGAGGCCGCACAGCUCUUCCAGCGGUUCGCGGAUAUACCCAGAAAUGGAGGCAUAUUCGAUGGCAAGCUGAAGAUUGCCCAGCUUGAGAAGGUCCUGGUGGCCCUUUGCGACGUGGGGGACGUCUCGGAGCUGUCGAGCGACUUUACGGAGCGGGCCUUCAAGGCGGCGGACCGCGACACAGGUGGCUUUAUCGACUUGGAAGAGUUUGCGGUUUGGUACUCCUCCUUCUGCUUCGCAGAAGAGGUCACCGUGAAGCCUCAAGUCCGGCAGACACGGGAGCUGGCGCGGCAGAUGGGCCUGGAAAUCUGGGCCAUCGAGAAGUUCAGGGUGGCCUUUGACAAGUACGAUGCCGAUGGCAGUGGGGAGAUCGAGUUCGAUGAGUUCUCGGACAUGGUCCAAGAAUUGCUGAAGAUACCCAGCGGCCACGAACUGCCCUACGACCGCCUGAUGACCAUGUGGCGCUCAGCAGACAUGCAGCAGAAAGGCUUUCUCGAUUUUAAAGAGUUCUGUUUCUUCUACGUGCGCAUGGUGUCUAUGGAAGAGGGGUGCGACCCUAUCAGGGACUACUACCGCAAUGUGCGGAGCGUGCCCGUGGCGCCUAUGUGA